AUGACGCGCAUUCUUUUAGUGCUCGCUUUGAUUCUGCAUAUCUGCUUUGCGGACUACAGUAAAUAUCAAUUGGAUACUUUCAAGGACAUAAGUAUGCAGUGUUACCGGAAUCUGGGUAUUCCUGAAGAUUCGGAUAUCUUGCAACGUAUCGAAUACAACAGGAACAUAACGGAGGACCCUUUGAUAAAGGAAUUCCUUCUGUGUGGGCAAAAACUGCUCGGUUGGAUCGAUACCGAUGGAAACUUUCAGAAUGAAACCAUCAUAAGGUUUUUCAGUGAUCGUUACGAUGCCGAACAGGUCAAAGAAGUGGUCGAGCUGUGUGUUUUGUCCGGUGGAGAGACUGUUCUCGAUAAAGUUUACAACUUUCAUCAGUGCUAUUUUAAGCAUAAAAAGUAUGCACUGUAA
Aedes aegypti (yellow fever mosquito) is the source of this 405-nucleotide messenger RNA. RefSeq lists its product as uncharacterized. The record is from RefSeq and is a predicted model, not a curated record. Lineage: Eukaryota; Metazoa; Arthropoda; Insecta; Diptera; Culicidae. Gene Ontology annotation, molecular function: odorant binding. Gene Ontology annotation, biological process: sensory perception of smell. The coding region runs from base 1 to 405 and encodes 134 amino acids. The transcript is spliced from 3 exons.